AUGGAGAGUAAUGCCAUCGAAGCCUUGUGUAGACGAUGCCGGUCAUUCGGCCUAGACAAAUACGUUGAGCAAGGGCCUCCAGAGAGAUCCGGGCGGAUUGUCGCCACGGUCACACCCGAUUCAGCUAACGACGGAUGCGCACUCUGUGUCUUAAUCACCGACUUACUCGAGGAAGAUCCAACUGGCAGUGGGCGUCUCGAGCAUGACAAUUCGACGCAGGUGAAUAUCGACCGCAAUGCUCAAUCCGCUAGUGCUGUAGUGCGCCUACACGUAUAUUUCGAGUCGGACUUGGGCCCAAACAUGGUGUAUCUCAAUAUCUUUAGCACUGGCCCUCGGAAAUCGCAACGACUUUUUCUCCUGCAAAAGUCAUUAGCGAAGUCAGCCGGCACGACUUCCGAGUCUGGACAAGAUGUGGAUGCGGACUCGCCUGAUCUCGUCUAUGUCCAGCAGUGGCUCGAUAAAUGCAGAGACAGCCACGCGUUGGUGGCAUCUCGCUUUACGCCGCUACAGACGCGUCCAGGAGCUCCACUUAGAGUCAUUGAUUGUCGAGCCCGUACCGUGAGACUUGCUGAAUUGUAUGAGCCGUACAUUUGUUUGAGUUAUGUUUGGGGAAAGUAUAGCCCCAGCAGCACGUUCGAUGGCGCCGCACUGCCCAACGAUCUGCCCCAGACUAUCGAAGACGCGAUAUUUGUAGCAGUUAAGCUUGGCAUGCCGCAACUCUGGGUGGAUCAGUAUUGUAUCAACCAGGAGGACCUUGAAGAGAAGAUGAAGACAAUCCAAGACAUGAACCUUAUCUAUGGCGGUGCGGAACUCACGAUCGUUGCAGCUAGCGGCGAGGAUGCGUCGGGUGGCUUGCCUGGAAUUCGAGGGACGCCUCGGCAGAUCCGCCGUUUGAUCAAAUCGGGAGAUAAAACUUUCUGGAUGUCGAAAGACAUAUCUAUGUCUUUCAGGAGUUCGAGAUGGAACACCCGUGGCUGGACGUAUCAGGAAGGCCUACUCUCACGCCGCCGUCUCGUCUUCAUAGACGCGCGCUUGUACUGUCAAUGCGACGAGGGUUACUAUGUUGAAGCAUUGAACUCAGGGGUUGAAGACAUCUCCGAGUUUCUAGGCCCUUCGAUUCGGCUCUUCCCACCCGGUGCGAUCUUAACCAUCCCAGAUUUCCUGUACGACAGACUGAGAAACUACUUUCCGCGGAAUCUGUCGUACGGUUUAGAUAGCCUGAAUGCCUUCCAAGGUGUUCUGAAUGCGUUUAAGUCUAAUGAUCAGGGUCGAGAGUGUCCCGUCAAGCAUUUCCACGGCAUUCCAUUUAAAUACAGCCAAUGUUCGCCGCACAUCUCAAUGAAAUCGUUCCUGAGUGGGUUGGCGUGGAGGAUAGACCAUGCAGUCACUCAACAAUGUGCACAAUCCAAAGAGGAAAGUAGCGCGGAUUUUCCGUCGUGGACGUGGGCAUCCUACAAGGCAUCGCAUCCAAACGCCAUGGAACGACUUGUGCUUGAUUACUUUCCUCACUCGUUGUACUACCAAAAGGACAUCGAUGUAUGUAUCUCCGAUCAGAACGCAGAAAGAGUCGGUAUUCAAGAAUUUGUCUUGCGCUCGGGCCCCGAAGGAGACACCACGAACUACUUUCCGCGUAUAUACAUCACUUCCUGGACCAUUAACAGUUGCAUAUCCGGUGGUUCUGGUGAACGUUUGACAUUUCUUGGACUUAAAGGAAAGGAAGAGCUCGUGCAUCUGGACGAGAUCAGCGUGCCAUGGGACGGCAAGGAAGCGGUGGCAGUGUACCUGGGCGGCAUUUCUUUGAGACGCAAGCAUAUAGCAGAAGGGGGAAUACCCUUAGAACAUCUCCGCUUUGUGUUUAUGUUGGUACGCGAGGCAGGACCUGAGACGUACAGCCGCAUUGGCUUGUCGCUAAGAAACGUGGGAGUUUCUGGCCCUUGGUCCAUUCCUGCUGCGAAGCAGAAAACAGAGCCAGGCGACCCCCAUAACAAUUCUGGUAGUGAUGACAAGCUACCGACCCCAUCACAAGCAUACAGAACCCCGGCGCCUCCAGAGCCUGUGCAGAACGACCAUCCAAAGCCAUUGCAGGACGAAGCUACGAAGCCGCUGCACAAGAUGCGAUUCAAAAAUUCCCAGAGGAUCUCCACAAAGAAACCACAGAAACACUCAUGCAGUCAAACGCAGGAUGCUGAUCCUCUCCUACAACUUCUCCCAGAUACUCUACAGCUUUUGCCAUCUUUGCUCAAGACACGACCGGCUUGCCUCUUGAAGUCUAGCCCAGAUGAUGUAUCCAAGACACCAAAGAAGUGGACCGGCAUUGGUAGUCUCGAAACGAAGAUGACUCCAUGGUCCAUUUAUGCAAAUCUUGAUCUGGGAACAAAUUCCUUGCCUGAAGAUCGAUCUGAGAUCUCUGUCAGCGUCGUCUUUCUUGUUGCAUUCAAUGGUGUGACCCUCCUCGAAUUUCCCGUAAAUGCGGAAAAACACUCGACCCCAACAUUUCAAUUCACAUUGAAAUUUUCCGUGAAGUUGGUCAAGAAAGACGAAGACGACGACCAUCUUCCACGGUGCAUCAAAACUUUUGAAUAUAGCAAAUACGAAGCCUUCUAUUCGUCUGCUGAUUUAGUACCGCCUGAAGCCCAAGUGGGCAAAAGCAUUCGAGACCAGCUAAUCGUAAUGGAUUGGUACAGUGAGUGUGCUGAGCUAUCGGGUUCGCAGAGUCCGGCAAGCUUUAGGGAAGCUCAUAAACGCUCUGGCAAGUAUCCCGAUUCAGUAUUUGUCGCACUUGACAUCAUGGAAAGUAUAUUUCGCCAGGGGGGGCACGUUCGCCUCAUCUACGACGUCGAUCACGAUUUUAGCGACAUCAUUGAAGAUAUCGCUAUGCCUGAUAUCAAGAACAAGAAUCCCGCAAAGAUCAAGCACCUUCUCCGAGCUCUCGAUGACCUGGGCCGAAGCAUCGACUACUUCGCCCUGGACCUCUGUUUUACGGAACUCCAGAGCAGUCUCAACACGUUGUGUGCCGAGGGAUUCAAUCAUGUCCACUGCCAUGGACUAUUGGGGACAUACGACGAUGGGCGUGCCUGGAUGCAACUCCCCGAGAACUUUCAGCGGUCCAAAUGUUUGGUCUCCCCAGGAUCUUUGAUCGGUAACUUCACCCCUCACGAAGCAGUGGAGUUCCUUUCUGUGUACGUAGAGACCCUUCGAUAUCGUGGGCCACCAUCAGAACGGCACCAAGUUCAGCCAGAGUCACUAUUCAUUAUCGGGCUGGAUUCAUGCAAGACUGCUGAGACCGUUCACCGAGCCUACAACGAUCUUGGUGGCUUCAAUGCCCGGUUCAACAUGAACUCAUUAGAGCAUGCCAACCAAGUCCUGGGUUACAAAGCUUUCCGGACCGAAGAAUGGACCGUACGAGGCGAGUGGGAUGACCGAACAAGGUGCUUUAAUCAAUCACUAAUUCUGGUUAUUGAUGUCAUGUUCGAAGGUAUUUGCUUGAAAGCCGGCGAAAAGGUGCAUGUCUCGCAUAGCUAUAAAUAUGAUGCUAUACAAAAGGUACAGCUUUGGCGGCAGGCGGGACUCAAGGAGCUAGCAGGAUGGAGAUGCAAGGACUCAUAUUACGGUAAGACGCCCUCCAUUCUUUCGGCCUGCUCUGUUGUACCAGGCAAAUGA
This is a messenger RNA of Endocarpon pusillum Z07020, 3660 nucleotides long. RefSeq lists its product as uncharacterized. The coding region runs from base 1 to 3660 and encodes 1219 amino acids. The transcript has 3 exons. The record is from RefSeq and is a predicted model, not a curated record. NCBI's taxonomy places the organism in Eukaryota, Fungi, Ascomycota, Eurotiomycetes, Verrucariales, Verrucariaceae.